Bufo gargarizans (Asiatic toad) is the source of this 1659-nucleotide messenger RNA. Its product is annotated as glycine N-acyltransferase-like. The transcript is spliced from 6 exons. Lineage: Eukaryota; Metazoa; Chordata; Amphibia; Anura; Bufonidae. Gene Ontology annotation, cellular component: mitochondrion. Gene Ontology annotation, molecular function: glycine N-acyltransferase activity. Bases 482 to 1348 code for a protein of 288 amino acids. The record is from RefSeq and is a predicted model, not a curated record.
AUCUGUCCUCUGUAAUGUACUAUAGAUGUGAUCUUGUAUGUUUAGUCCUCUGUAUUGCACUAUAGAUGUGAUCUUGUAUGUGUCGUCCUCUGUAUUGUACUGCAGAUGUGGUCUUGCAUGUUUUGUACUAUAGAUGUGAUCUUGUAUGUUUCGUCCUCUGUAAUGUAGUAUAGGUCUGAUCUUGUAUGUUCUGUCCCUGAUUGCCCUGCAUGUCCUGUGUGAGCUGUUCUUGAUAUAUAAUAUAUAUGGUUAUAUAAUUAGGCUGUGAUAUUCUGUGUCACAAUCUUUUAGCUGUGUACUCUGUGCCACAAACGGUUGUCUCAUGAAGGCCAAGUCAUUAUGUCAUUCCCUCUGUUUCCUGGAAUGACCUGGCAAGUACUGAGUGCGAGAAGAGAGACUGAUAUAGGCAGAUAGACUGCACAGCUAAAUAGGGAAAUUCAGUUGCAGCCGAGUACCUACAGGUAAUUCACUUUAGUACAGAAUGCUAGUCCUGACCUGUUCUUCAAAGCUUGCCUCUCUCAGAAGGCUACUGACACAUAGCUUUCCAGAGUCCUUGAAGGUGUGCGGGGCUUUGCAUCAUGUGAUUGAGAAAAAUCCUUUUAGGCUUCAGGUUUUGGUGGACCAGUGGCCAGACUUUACUUCUGUCAUAUGUCGACCUCCAUUGGAAGAAAUGACAGAUCCCUCAGAUCCUUACACCAACACAUAUUUUCUCUUCAGUAAAGACCCACAGGGGUUGCGACAGUUCCUCCAAGAUCCUCAAACUGUGAACUGGAAGCAAGAGUUACAGAUACAAGGGUGUCAGCCAGCAUUGACUGGCGUCCUUCAAGAAGUCAGCUCCAAGCAUGGCAGCCAAAUCCAUACCACAAGUAAUCUGUUAUAUAUGAGAGAUGGAAUGGAGAGUAAAGACCUGGAGAACAUGAGCAAUAUAAGUUCAGAUGAAUUACAGUUUGCCCCACUCCAAACCCAUGAAGCAUCUUAUGUUAACGAACAGUGGCUAUUUGGCAAGAAUCACCAUAGUCUUCAUUUUAUAGAGCGCUGUAUCCAGACUUUUCCUUCCAUCGGUGUCAGAAAAAAAGGGGUGGAUCAGCCAAUUGCCUGGGGAACCUCUGAACAUUCUGUGGAAAUACGUAUGGGAUACACCUUACCAGCCUACAGGAAUUUGGGACUUAGCUCUAUUAUUCUUUUCAAGAUUUCUGCAAUCAAUCACAACAGGGGGUUUCCUAUAUAUGCCCAUGCUGCACCUGAUAAUAAAGCGAGUCAAGCUGUGCUGCACAAAACAGGAUUCCAACAAACGGGCAGAUGGGUCCAGUGGAACUUUCAGCGUAAAAGUCUAAAAGGAAAAUACUAAAAGCAGCAGAAAAGAGUUACCUGUAUUUUCUAUGACAUACAAAGCCCGAAUGUCAGAAUCCCCUUUCCAUAUAACUAUUUUACAUGUUAUACAAAGUGGUACUUUCCCAUGCCAACCAUGUUCCAAAUAGGGCCCAUUUGAAAGACCAUUUUUUGGCACCUCUUCUCAUAGUUUAUACAAAUAACCACACCAGUGCCAAAUAGGAUAAUACCGAAAUAACACAAUGCUACAUUGUGCUGUUAUCACUAAACAAUUUUAAAAUAAUACAUUAGAGUGACGGCCUGUAAGCAUAAAAAAUGAUUUGCUACCUA